Molecule: messenger RNA, 14982 nt
Organism: Spirometra erinaceieuropaei
Lineage: Eukaryota; Metazoa; Platyhelminthes; Cestoda; Diphyllobothriidea; Diphyllobothriidae
Source: the annotation of a GenBank genome assembly
AUGAUACUCAUCGAACCGUACCAUCAAGCGGUCAGGGAUGUUGUCCUUUUACAAUUUAAUAACUUUAAGGAAUAUCGGAGGACAAAUGACGAGUAAUUUCCGAUUCCUAUGAGAUUUUUUCAUUAAAUAUUAAUAAAUAAACGAAUGCGUAUUUAAAUGGUGAAACAGGCCCUGUAGUCAGCAUGUUUAACAGUGGGCCAAUUUAAGUACAUUCGAAUAAUUAGCCAACUCUUUGAAACGCUUUAUCGCACCUUUUCUCUCUUAUGGCCCGCGGGGCCAUGUGUUGACAGGGUAUUUUGGCCUGACUGUUUGAAUACUCGGCGACCUCGGUGGGAUUCGAAUUCACGACUUUACGAGGAAGGUUUCAGUACAGCCUGCGCUCUAGCUAUCCAAGCCAAGAGACCAGUCUCAUGAGGAGCUGUGGGUUAAAUCACAUUUGGGUCAUGUUACCCGUCCAGACUGCUGCAGCGUAUGGAAUCCACCGAAUUUGAUACUGCGAGCUGACUUCGCACGCAUAAUUGCCUAAGUAAUCCGUUUAAAAGCCACCAGGCGACUACGAAACGUACUUAAAUAAUAAGUUUAAAUUGCUCUGAUGCCCCUUAAUAUUUUGCAGAUCGGCCAGAAUAAUUAUAAUUAUUCAAAACCCGCCGAAUAUCUACUUAUUGUUUCCCAAGUCGAAAUCGAUUUACUGGAUAACGCACGGCGGUAAUACAUCCAGCCUUUGUGCUCUUCGAUUUACUCUUGUUCUUAUGUUCAUUUCUAAAGUUACUGAGAUAAAGGGUUCCUAAAAUCUUCGUCAACGGCUGCAGGGUCGAUGUACGGACUCAGGUUUUUUGUUCCACGAAUCCAUGUCGGAUUUAAGAGAUAUGAUGCGCUCUGGCGUUAUAGUUUCUAACUCAGAUAAUACUAGGCCCCUUCUGUGUUGUGUGAAGAAUAAUUUUACCCAAUACUCUACUUUUGUUCUUUGAGUUUCCUUUAGCUGUAGUACAGAAGCAAUCAUUGGGGUUGAGUCUUCUGCCAGUAACAUUCUUGAUGAUCUUAUGAGAAAAGAGACUAAACACGUCAGAAAUGUCUGAUUUGAAAGGAAGAUGACUGGACGAUCGCCAAAACAGAUUCCUCUGCGUUUCAAAAAUGAACUGCCUCAAAAGCAGACGAAAUGCUCCUCACCAAUGCAAUCCUGACUUUUUCGCGGUGCACAUAAUCACAUAAUCUCCUGAAAUACGCAGUAGUCUACAUUUUUCUGACUUACAGGUUCUUAUUCAUUUUGGGCAAAUAAACUUUAAGUUCGCCAGCUUUCACCACUAAGGCAUGUCCGUAUAUCUUUAUUAUUUAGGAGUCAAUGAUGCCCCAUUAGAUAGUAUGGAGUUCUUAGCCACCGACCGUUUUACUCCAACAUUUAUACUAUUUAUGCAUAGUAAACGAAUAAGUGAAAUAAAUGUAUUUUAAAAUCACGAUCAUUUUUCCUUCGCAAUAUAUAAAAAAUUUCAGUGGCUUUCUUCAUUUUAUAGCCCGUAGUUAUAUUAGGUAUAAAACAUUUUGAGGUGAUUAUCGCAAUGUAAUAAGUACUCAAGAGACAGUUUCAAAAGAUUUUCAACACGACAGCGACGAUUUUCAGAUGUUUCCCAAAAGAUUCUUACUACACGCUAGCCUAGAUUUCAGUUUUGCUGCUUGUCCAAUUUAAGUCUCUCUGCAAAAUUGGGAAAGGAAUAAAGACUUCCUCCUCGGUCUCCCAAUAUAACUGAAGUAUUUUUAAUCGCCCCUAUUCUUAUAUCUCUUUAGAGCAUGUUUUCCUAACAUGGUGAAAGUCACGAUUGCCGACUUUGAUGGGGUUAUUUACAAUAUCUCCCAGGACCCAAAAUCAACAAUUCUCACUGUCAGUAUUUUGUUGAGAUUCUACAAGGAUAUUGAAAAGUUCGGCGAUUCCAAGGUGAAUUCUUCCUCAUCCACCUAAACAGUCGAUCAUUAAAUAAGUAAUCCAUGAUAACUGUAGUUAUUUUAAAUCCAUUAACACAGGUAUUGGCCAGAGAGUACGGUCAAUUUCUACAACCUGCUGCCGAGGCCGGCUAUUCUGUUACCCUGAAAAUCGACUACAACAAACUUCCAGAUAAUGUCGAGGAGCUGGCAACCAAAGUUGCAUUGUUACGUCGACACUGCUUUGCCAGCGUUUUCGAACACUUUUUCGACUAUCAGAUGUCAAAACCUUCAAGCACACUCCAAGGCAUUAUCCACUUCAGAACAGAUGAAACAAUGUAAGUGCAAUUUGUCUAGUCUAUGAUAGGUGUUGCUAGUGCUCCACUGUCCCAUGCAAACUAUUUAAACCUUAUUUAUGUAGGCUCAUUAGAAAAGGCUUAAUAUAUGGCGUCUCAGUGUUUAGAUGACGAACGGUUUUUAAAUUUAAGGUUUGUCCAAGCAAUGUCGGACAGGGCAACGGUUAUAUUCAGCACCCGCUUCAAGGACCCUGGCGACAUGGUCUUGGGGAAGACUUUCCUUCAGGUAAAAAUGUUUAAACAUUAUGCUCAGGAAAAAACCGGCUUACAAUUUACUAUCCAUUCUUGUAGUCAAGCGAUAUCUCUGCAUUAAAUAUCCUCAUGCAGGUGGACCGUGAUCAGGUAGAACGCGGGGCGGAAAUGUCUGUAAACUAUUUUUUCUCAUUUUCACUUCUAUAAAUCAUUCUUGGUUGUCUAGUUGUGGGUUGUGUGAGACGCCUAAGGGUGACGCAUUGUGAAGAUGGGUGGUCAUUGUAACGGCAUUGUCUUCAAGUAUGUCGGAACAUCAAUCUAACAACUCGCAUACUUGCAGAAAAAGCUCGUACGCCAUUGCGAUACUAUGAUGCAGCGUAUUCUGACUGACAUCUACCAAUGGUCCCUUCACCGAUCGACAAGACACUGCGACCCGGAGAUUAUAUGCUGGAAGGAUAGGUGGAGACGUCCACACCAAAAUUCCGGCAGUCACAAGGCAACCACUUCAGCCACUGUCCGAUUAUGCAUGGCCUUAUUGAGUUUCUGGACUGCUCAUUGUAGCAGAACGCCUCCGUUUUAGGAGGCUUACUUAUGCGGCCUUCCGAUUAGAGACGUUUAAGAACUGGCGGUUGCAAGUCAAAAAUGUUCUGACCGAAUGGCGUGGUUUUUAUCUAAUCAUCCCGGUUACUGCUGAGCACUUGAGGUGACAACCAAUGUAAGUUAAAGGACAGCAAUCAGAAGGAACAGGGGCCGAGCGCAGUGGCUAUCCCGUAAGUUUCACACAGUGCUAAAGAAAUGCCUCAUAAAAUCAUGUUUCUGCUGAUGGAGAGACUGUAGGGUUGACUUUGGAUAUGACGAGAAUCUUCUCCUCCUUUCUGUGCGCAGAAUUUCUCGGACUUUUGAGAUCACACAGAUGGCCUGACGUUAAGUGUCGCCCUAAAAAGGCCUGACUCUCGCUGGUUUUAUAACUGUUUCAGAGUCUCCCCACUCUUGCAGGUUUCUUACCUUCUUGACUCGCUGCGCCGUUUGCUCACAUACGGCUGUGUUUUGUCACUAGCCAUCGGAGUACAUUGCCUCCCAAAUGAACUUAACCAGCGCUCUAGAAAGGCGGUGUCAUAGCCGCAGAUUAAAACGCAAAGGGGACGCAAGUAUAUACGAUAAGUGGCUCAUUAAUGUAAGAGAAAGGAUCUGAAACAAACCUUUUCAUUCAUCUUACUACAACACGAAUUCCGAAAGUCUCGUUUUGGCCGGAUGUUUCCUAGAGUGACUGUAACGAAUUUAUCUGUUUAGGCCACAGUCCUUUCGGUACUCGAUAAACGUUACUUAAAAGAGGGAGAUACUGAAAUUGCCUCCUCUGACGCAUGUGGCUAUUAGACGGUGAUACUACAACCCCGGGUGCUGGCGUACCCAUCACUUGAGUCCGGUUUUAGCUGGCCAUUCAGACCAGGUCCAACACCCUACCCACUGGAGGUCCUUGGCUCGAAUUUUACGGCUACAUUUUGGAAUGUUUAGUGCCAUUUGAGAUUGUUGUUCGCCAAGCCUGCCUGGGUUCAGAACAUACAGUUUCCAGGCAAAUUGUAAACGUCCCUUUCCGUCCUGUGAUCAAGGUAGAUCGCUGAACGCUAGUCUCGAGCUUGCCUCCCACGGAAGACCCUCCACCGGGCUGUCAUAACAGAGCGAUCCGCUUGGUUUAGGCCGAUUGAUUACAAAAGCCUUUGUAACAGGAGGACACGAGUCUCUGUGGUUGUUUUAUGGCCAGUCAAAACCUGAUCGUUCUUGCUGCACUCAUUUUCUGCUAGUUGGCAAGUUUUAGCAACACUAUUAGCAGUUUGAUGCUUAAAAGGCUUUUCCGUAGUUUCCGUCUCAUCCGCUCUCAAAGUAUCCCGUGCUCAAUCUUUCCGUGUCCUCAAAUUAGGGCAUCCCAAAACAAGAAUUCCAUUACGCUCUGCAGCCAGAAGUGAAGAAGGUGACGGAAACAACCUCAGAGGUCAAAAGCGCCAGCACUGAGGAUUCCUCCCACCGUAGGGUCGGUUAAGAGUUGCUUCCUGCAUUCAAAAACCCCAGAAACUUAUGUGCCAAGUCAUCUAUACUGAGUAGCCAUUUUAACAUUGUGAGCGACAAGUGUGUUUAUGACAGCUCGGCAGGAUUUUAGUUUUCUUACUGCGGACCAAUCAGCCUCUCUCCCUCGCUAUCCUUAGGAAUGAAUUUUCAUCCUUCAGCCAAUAAAUAAAUCGCUGGCUGCGCACUGAUAAGCUGGGUCCCUGAAGAUCGGCUGUGGCUGUCCUGGAGUAGGCUACCGUGAGCUACCUUUUUCCGGGCUUGCUACGGAGGUCUUGGCCGUUGUCGGUGUCAUGUAGCUUUUCUGUGAAGGUGGCUGAAGGACGCGGCACAAACAAAUACUUUUCCAAGCUGGACGUUCACACGGCAGUUCGACCGUCGCUGUCGACGAUUUCCACCGUGUGCUGCACAUUAAGUUGAGAGCAGGGACGGCGACUCGUGCGUGAAUUAAUUUAUAGGGAUAUUAGACCUGCACAGCAUCUACAGCACUCUCCUCCCCCACGCACACAGACUGACUAAGCAUUAACACUGCGGCGUAUCCAUCAAUUCCAUCGUGUCAAGAAGCAACUGACCGUCCUCUGUUAAGUUGAUUUCCCUGGAGCGUUCAACUCCCUUAGUCGUGAUUCCCUCUUUUUGCUACUAGUGCGGGACGGUGUACCGACAAGCAUCAUGGCUCUUACCGAUUCCUGCUGUCGCUCAAUCGCUCUUCGAGUUCUUGUUCAGAAGAGUCUGUCACAACCAUCUGACAUCCAGUCUGUCAUUGGCGGGAUCCUCGGGGGGGGGGGGGAUGUGGAUGGUUUUUAGGAUGUCCGAACCCCAACGGAACAUGAGCUAACUGACCGCUGAUGACACCACAAAAUGUGGUGUUAUGGGUGAAAUUGGACACCAGAUCCGCUGGCCGAUCUACCAACUACGCACCUGACCAGUAGCUGCACUCUAGCAGUCUCUGAUGAUGAACUCCAUUUCAAGUUCGAAAGCUAAGGUCAAUAAAUCUACCGUUCCAGUGAUUGUGCCUUCGUCUUCUUUUAAACAAGAACCUGGGAUGCACAUAUUCUCUUCCAUUCGUAAGAAGAAGUCUGCUCGACCAUCAGAACGAUUUUCUUUGAAUUUUCCGAUGACGAACCUCUGCAUGAGUUCGAACAAAUGCCUCUGGUGCUCUUCUUCAUCCUCGGACAUUUCGGAGUUCCGCCCGAUUCCAUCAUCAGGUGACAGGCGCAUAGGGCGAGGGCGAUUUCGGGAUUCAUUCUUCCUGCCACCACACGCCUACAAUAAUUAGUAGCUUCGACAGUGAUCGUAAUUGCUGCGGGGAUUGUUCGCUCGACCCCUUCUCUGUGACUGUUCUGACAGUGAGAUCCCGAAAAUUAGGCGAGAAAGCUUCUUGUUCCAGCAACUAAAUUCCCAUCUUCUCAACUGCAUCCUGUCCUGCUUCUUUUGGCAGUUCGGGAAGUCGUUAAAGGAAAUGCGGAUAUUUGGUUGGCAUCAUUUGCACCGUUGAACUGAACAGUUAUCACGAAAACCACCAUUUCCUCUAAGGGUCUUUAGGAGCUGCCAGCAGAUGGCGUCAUAAAUGUACCUGGGUACGAAGGGGGGAGAGUUCGAUUUCAGCAGGCUUUCCGUGCUAAAACAGAAAGACAGCCGCUGGUAGAUAAGCUGGAUCAAUUUCCGGCUUCAUUUGAAAAGUCCGGCGACGUGAACGGAAGGGAGAUGCGAGCUGCUCCUCUUCCUUUUGUCCGGACAUUGGGUCCCGACGCUCGAUUCAUUUGUCGCAAGGCUUGAGAUCCGGGAAAUUACGACCCUGAACUGACAGUUCUACCGUCGCAUCCGACGAGGUUUCCCGUGUGCCUCACUACAUGGUGAAGCAGGCACGAUGACUUGGGACUAAAUUAGGUUGUAGUGAGUGUAGACUUGCGCAGCAUCCAUCGCACUCUCUCCUCCUCCAGCUGAGCCCGGCACCUUGACAGGGUCAAGAAGAAUGGGGGCGGGGGAUGGCGCGGCCGAGCCCGCUCCUUGACGCUCCACGCCCACUGGUCCGAACACAAAAAAUGACCAGGAUUUUAGCCAGCAACAACAGAAUAACAGGGUAAAAAGAGGAGAAUGACUGGGCAACCAUGCACUCGACUUGUCUACCCAGGGGCAGCGCAAGCCCAUCUACCGGAGAAUUGCCAGCGCAUGCCCGACUGAAAGGGCCAUGUUUUGUUGAUCGUGGCGCAGCAGACGCUCCCCGAACUAAUGACCAGCACAUGGUCGGGCUGUGGGCCUGUCGGUCUGCGAAGACCCACAGUGGCGUCGGCGAGGGUGCACGAGAAUCUGCACGAGAGCCGUUCUUGCGCCGGAGUGAGACUGCUGCUGACAAGCACACCCAGGCAGGCGCACACGUGCGUGCGUGCGACAUUCAGUGUCGACACGGAGGGUGAGGCUGUGAGACGGUGAGAGCUGACGAAAACACGAUGAGCGUGUGCGUGUCUAAGGGGCUGCCACCUGUGUGCAGGUGAUACCAAAACUAGGUCUCAGGUGAGAUGACUUGUGCACAGCCAACAUCCACGACGCAGGUGGAUGGAGGCGGAGGAGAGAGCAGUGGGCCUGUGUGCGUGUGUGUUCCGCCCCUGAAAGGGGUCACGCGAUAGAUGCGUUGGACCAACACGGAGGCUAGAUCGGGGUCUGGCAGGCGUUAUCAGGAAGGCGCAUCCAUAAUAAAUUUCGAAAUUAGGCGUUUGGUGGCACGUCCGUGUGCAGGUUCACAUAGCGCCCAUUUGGAUCCGUGCUACCUCCUCUUUUCAUUGUGGGGUGAAGUCCAGGUUGCUGUUCGUUGUGGACCAAGGGAUGCGCUGGUACGCCUAGGUGUGGGUUUCGCCGUGCCAGUUACCUGCGGCCUCUUCCGCUGCCGGCCUUUUUUACUCCGUGUCGACACCGGAUUGAGGUGGGGAAGGAGGAGAUAGAGGCGGUAGAUGCUGCUCAAGUCUACCAAAUCAUGUGCAUGCCACCGUCCCUGUUCCCACCCUUCUGUGGUGCACAGGGUGAACAUCGUCGGAAUCGACGAUCAAACUGUCGUAUGUGUGUCGGUCGCGGAAAAACAGUGUUAGCUGCACUAGAGUUGCGAAGGGGACAUGGGACUAGAAAUGAUACCUCCGCCUCCAAAGCCUAUUCACCUCAGGGGCACCGCUGACCUUUAGCAUCGCGUAGUCAGGUGUUCUAGAGGACUCUGUCAAACGGAAGGAAAGUCUGCCUAUCGGAAACUUGGAUAUUUCAACUGGAUUAAAUAGGACUCUGCUAUAGCGCACUCACUAGCUGCGUGCAGAAGAAACCCCCGGCCUGAGACACACACUUUCACUGAAACCACUGCGUACAAUUUCUGAGCACAUUACAUCGAGGACGGAAUUCAUUCACAUGUGUUUUGGGAGAUUUUGAAUAAGUCAUAUUGACCAAACCGUGAAAAACUCGGCGCCUCGGUGGGAUUCGAACCCGCGCAGUAAGGGGGAGGCUUUGGUACAGCCAACGCUCUAACCACUUGUGAUUAAACUCACAUCGUCCGGCGGGGCUUCGUAGCUCAAGAGGUUAGAGCGUUGGCUGUACUAAAGCCUUCCCCUUACUGCAUGGGUUCGAAUUCCACCGAGGCGCCGAGUUUUUCACGGUUUGGUCAAUGUGAAUUAUUCAAAAUCUGCCAAAACACAUGUGAAUUACGUAAGCCUGGUAGUCAUCUGGCGGAUUCUAGGUGAAUUACUUAGGACAUCCUGCUUGGGCAGUCAACUUACUGUAUCAGAUAUGCUGGAUACCAGACUUUGCAGUAGGUUGGGCGAGUAACUUGACCCAAAUGUGAUUAAACUCGCCUCGUCCUGCGGGGCCUCGUAGCUCAAGUGGUUAGAGCGUUGGCUGUACUAAUGCCUCCCCUUACUGUGCGGGUUCGAAUCCCACCGAGGCGCCGAGUUUUUCACAGUUGGGUCAAAAGGAAUUCAUUCAAACCCUAAUUGGCCUAUUCUGUGUUGCAGGAGUUUUCUGAGGCCAGACGCCGUUUCGAUGGGGCGCCGCAAGUUAUCUACUGCCAUAGGGAUCCGCCACGAGAACUGGCUGGGACCGACGCACUUUCUGGUGACAACAUUGCCUAUAUUACUUUCGGUGAGUUCAGAGCUGAGCACCUGAUAGCCUUACAAAUACUUGUUUUCUUUUCUACAAACAGUUCUUAGAGAGAAUUUCAAACUCUAAGUGGCGGGAACCCAGCUUCGGGGUUUGUAGGCGAACUCGUCAUCUAAGUACAGGGGGGUUGCAUUUCUUCUGAUGGUUAUGCCCAUUUUUAGUCAUUGAUCGUUCAGGUUUCAUCGUUGGCUGACAACCUAGCUGCUCACUGUCGUCUCUCAUCAUGAUUACGGAGCUUAUUGGCCUAUCCCAGAGUAAGGAAGUUUCAUGCUUUUUAUGGGAUUUUCGGCUUCACAGAGCAUGAAGUUAUUGCCUGAUAAAAUUCCACAGAUUCCAGCCACUGGUUUGUCGUCAUGCUCCCUCAACACUGAAACGUGCUGCAUUAUCUGGGAAGGAUUAGCUCAUGAAUCGGAACUUAAAUCUUCAAUCUACUUGUCUCUGCCGCCCUGUUUCGCAGGAGGUACGAAGACCUACCCAAAUAAAGCGAUAAUUAUUUUCUGCAGGCAUGUGAUCUGACAAUGUUGCCCUCUCUAGCUAGACUCUUCGUGCUCAGUCGGCCUAGUAACGUUCAUAAGGAAUCAUCGCAGUGGACAGAAUAAUUGUUUAACUAAACCACUUCCCAAAGCUUUCGUCGAUUUUGCGAGGACAAACUUUGAGGACCAGUUGUCGACGGCCAUUUUGGUCAUGUCUGGGGUCCUUAGCUAGGGCCCCGCUGCCUCGAGGUUAUUCUCCUUCGCAACCAACGGUUCCAGACGGCCACUCCAUCGACUUCAGCUCAGACGCACAUGCAUCCACAGAGUCGGAGCUAGCCAUGCGCCACCUGAACACACCACCCACCCCUCACCCCCCUGCGAAUGCAACGUAAGUCACUCGAACACCGCUCCUGGGCAAACGCAACACACACACCAAUCUGACGCCACUUGAGCUUGGCCCACGAGCCUACAAAAGCGACUGCCACCAGUUCCUCACGGACUCUCAGGCACGACUGGACGUAGUCAAUAUUAAUGCCCUGGCUUCGCCAGCAGCCACCGCCACCUAAGAGGACAACUCAGGGUUCCGUAUACAAUACGGCCCCUCCAUCUGGUGGUUUCAGCCAUCUCCUACAACAUGGGAUUCGGUCUGAUGAUUGUAGCGGUCUGAGUACACUCACUUCGUUUAGCUGCUUCCAAGCAACGCGCGUUAGCGUUAAAUUCCGUUUUCUGUUAAAGAAAACAGCAGCAACGACGACCGUUUCAAUGCGUCCGGAAGCCUACGGGAAGGGAAUUCUAAGUCAGGCAAGAAUUUCCGAGUUCUCUAACCGCUUCAAAAAUGGUCAACUGUCACUUGAAGAUGGAACCUGUUCGGCUAGCCCCUCAAGGUCUAGAUACAUAAAAGUUCAUAAAAUUUUGCAAUGAAUGGGGACUAUGGCGUACAGUUCAUGAGGACAGGUACGAUGCUGUAUGAAUGGACAUUGCACGAUCUUCAAAAAUUUCAUAAUUAGGAAACGGCUAGAUUGCAGUUGGGGAAUGGGGGAGCGGACGGCGACCUUAACCUUUCAUCCCAACCUUAAACUUUAACCGUUAACCUUAACGGCAACCCUAAUCCUAACAGAAAUCGUAAAGGUAACCGUAGCCCUUAGACAGAGCCGUAACUGUAAAACCUAAUCGUAAUACUGAAACCUAAUCGUACACUCAAACGCUAACCGUAACCCGAAAACCUAAGCCUAAAGGUAUAACCCUAACCCGAAAAUCGGAAACCAUUAACCGGUACCCUAAUCCUAACCUCGCACGUAAAACGGAAGCCAAAAAGGUCAGAUAUGAUUAUGGAAACAAACCCCCCAGCCACCUGUAAUACGGCUCCUGGCUACCAACUGCGAUCUGGCCUUAGAAACUUUAAGACCUGAUUAUACUCCUUCUUCAAAUAGAAAAUGUGAAUAUGACUUGAUUCUAUAUUAAACAAGUAAAAGAAAGCAUGUUUUGUACGUUUUUUAAUUAAAUGUAUUUGAAAACCAAUGUGGCAAGUGCACGUUGCUUAGGUACGCAUUUCUUGUCGAGUGCGGUUUUUACAGAAGUACAUUCGAAAUAUUAUAGGAUCCGGCCACAAAAUAAUCAGUAUUAUGACCUCACGUAGGUAAUCCUUCUUAAUGGAGAACGAAUUUCAGAAUUUCGGCCAAAAUUUCAUGAGAUCGGCCACUCACCGUAACCGCACUUUGCUUCCUUCCUAACCUCGGUCUUGUCAAGAUCUCUUCUAGGGAUGAUAAUUCAUACACUACCACUGAAAAUAAAAGCUUUCAACCCUGUUUCUCCAGACCCAAAUAGCAGAUGCACUGCGUGCCUGGGAGUUGUAGAGACAUAAUCCCCAUUACUGUCGCGACAGGUUAAUUCCCAUGCAGAACAAUACUAACUCCCGGCCCGGUCACGGACCGACAGAGGAGGAGUUGGACGCCAAUGGGGAAUGGAUGAAGAAUAGGUUGGAGCAAGUUGGUAGUCGGGCGAGUACGAACGCCCGGGUGCCACUGGAAUAGGCGUCAGAGUGCCUUGAGCGAAGGCAGUGUAAGUCGAUCUUGAAUUUGAUUGGCCCGCAUGGAUAGCAGUGAAUGACUGAGAAUCGGACUGGCACUGGUACGCUCGAGAAGCCCAAUGUCUCAGCAGGCGUCCGGAGCGAGGUCGCUACAUUGCCUUUUGUUUCCUGAAGCUGAUAGUGGUCAUCACAGAGCCUUUUUGGCACACAGUGACUAAUCAUACUCCAGGAGACUCCUGCUGGCGUCUUCGUGCUCUUACUUUUCCGUUCUUUCUCCCUCUCUCUCUCUCUCUCUCUGUUGCCAGUGCUUUCACCACGUCACAUUGAUGAAAAACACCGAGCCAAGACAAUAGACCUCAUUCACACCCUGCGCACCUACCUGCACUAUCACAUCAAGUGCAUGAAGGCCUACAUGCAGAUGCGGAUGCGAGCCAAAACCAGCGAAUUCCUCAAGGUCCUCAACCGUGCCCACAGGGAGACCAACACCGCCGUGGCCGUCAACGUCGAUCAGAGCAGUGGCUUGGCCACCGGAUCCAGCGCCAAGUAAGUGCGCUAGGGCUGUUUGUCGCUCUGUAUACCCAACAGCAUUGUUAGGCCUUCUGCUUCCACGGGCCAACCAAUUUGCGGAGCUUCGGUCAGUGACGGCCUUCUGCGUGUUUAAAAAAGGACGGCGCCGAUUUGAAAACUUGCGAAGUUAAGUGUCUGUAGAUCGAAGCUACUGUACGCCCUAUAGGCCCUCCAGGAGUUUGCAAACAACGCCAUUUAGAGUGGUCUUGAACGCGCAAACCACUGAUUUAGAGCACAAAUCAGAUCUCUAAAUGGAAAACUACUACGUGGGUGACGUUGGAAUGCACAUAAACAUGGAACAUGUAUGUGCUGACUUUGGGUUAAGAAGCUCCUCAGUCAGUCAGCAUAUUUUCCGCGGAAAGUCCCGUUUAAAUUAGAAAAUGACUUUGACGAAUGUGUGAAUGCGUUGUAAUCGUCAGGCCUGUUACGAACUACCACAGAAACAUUCGAUAUGAAUUAUUCUCAUGUAGGAGGUCGGAGUACCGAGAAAACCGAUGGUGUGAAGGGUAAAGGCGAAAGAUUGUGAGCUUAUUUGCGUGAAGGGGUGAUCGGAUGUUACGGUGGAUGAAAGACGGGCGGGGGAUCAUUCUAGGCCAUCCUCCAGCAGAAGGUAAGGAUCGGGUGAAGGCUUCAAGCAUGUGUGACAUACAAGGAAUACCUACCACACUUAUUUGAGUGGGUUUUAUUUCGACACGAUUAUUACGGUUUGGCGUUCCAUCGUACAAGGUUGGGUCGUCUAUUAUAGACGGUCUGGUGCAUUAUCUACAACCACCUCAGUUCACCUCAUCCUCAAUUUUCAUAGCUUAUCUUGAGUAAUUCCACGGGACUGAGGUUGAGUGACUGUGCACGGGUCUGAUAGUCCAAGGUCGCGCACAAAUGCGCCCAAUCACAACACCAGAUACGCACGUAUCAUCAUCAUCAUCAUCAUCAUCAUCAUCAUCAUCAUCAUCAUCAUCAUCAUCAUCAUCAUCAUCAUCAUCAUCAUCAUCAUCAUCAUCAUCUUCUUCUUCUUCUUCUUCUUCUUCUUCUUCCGGAGGCCUGACACUACAAAAUCAUUACCGGCUUUACUCUGUUGCACAAAGGACGCCUAAAGCUGGAGCAUUCCGUCAGAACACGAGCAGCGGGGGGGGGAGGCGACGGCGGGACUAUCAGUUAUGUUCAUUCUAUGAAGUUCGCUACAGAUAGAAAAUAUUGUCGUUCAGGCAUCCAAUCCAGACCAUCUCCUGAUUAGCGCCCUCCGACUCACGUUCCGUUCUGCUUUCGAAAAACACACGCAUCACAGGCAUAUAAAUUGCCUUUUUUCCGGUUAACAGCGGCCUUCUUUUUCACUCCUAUCGACGACUGGGUUGCACAGUGCGAGGAGCGACAGAGGACUGCCGCACCAGGUGCUCGUAAAGAUGACGUCAGCGGCUCACACACACACUUCUGCACGUUUCGCGCUGCUGCUGAGUGGUCGAAGGUCAUUUGUUUAUACACACUGUUCUAGCUCUGAUCGGACACGACCACCACACAUAUUCAGCUGUGAAGCGAGCAUCUGCACAAUACCAAUUAACAGCCCUCUGGACUGCGAUUGGAAACACGGGCGUCGAGAUUCAUCCUUUUGCUUCCUCCGUUGAACCUCCGCAUGUGAGCAACACCUUGCGAGUCCAACGAACGAGAAUAAGAUACAGUCUGUGCAUUGGCAAUGGCCGUCUGAAGUACGCAGGCGGAGAAACGGCGAGAAUGCCGAUAAGCAAGGAUUUUCUGGCGGCCUUAACCACCCUGAUCGUGUCUCUGUUUCCAGACCGCAAAGAGAGUUAACUGAACCAGCUGAAAGUAGUCAGACUUAUCAGCCAUCAUGGUCUCCUCUGAAUACCGUAAAUAAAUGUGUGGUUUUCCGUAGGCGGAAAAUAUACGGCCCGUGGUUUGGAAACCCUGGAUGCACGGCAGAGCGGGUUCAAAAUUAUUCGUGAAUUGGAAAAGUUUUUUAAAAUCGAAUAUUUCCCUGCCUUUGGGGGUAAGGGUGGAAGAAGACGUAAUUUUCUACCGAAUGGGCAAAAGAUUCGAUAUUUUUAUUCAUGCUUUCCAUGAAAUAUUAUUUGACUUUUAGGGGCAUCGAAAAUCCAUGAGACAAAUGCAUGCUACUUAGACAGUCAUCUUUACAGAGUGUAGUUUUUACAUGCAGCCAGAAGGAAGUUAAUUCGGAAGCUGGCAUCCCGAGGUAACUGAAAUAUUAUAGAAUUAUGUUACAGGCCGACUAGUUUUACAACCCUACUUAAUCAAUCUUUUCGGAACGGAAACGCAUUUCGUUUGACAUUUCAUGAGUUGGCCAACCUACUGUAAACAUAAUGGGAGAACUGGUAGAAAUCCUCAAAUUUUGGUUGCACUGUCAGAUAUCUUGAUACCCUCAUCAUUACUCGGGGAUCGGGUUACUGCAACGUGUGCUGUGGGAAAAUUUUGCGCAAGGACGCAGAAUGCCAUCUCUGAAUGCUUUCCGUAGUCUAGCUCCAGCCAUCAAACUCGGUAUGACACGAUGACCUGGUUUAUGUCCCCUGAGUGCGGUAGCAUACUGCGUCCUUGCUACGAUGUACAACUCGUGCUCCCCAGUGUAGCUGGUGUGAAUUAGUUUUCGGUGAUAACGGACUUGCGUGGCAUCUGUAACACUAACUCCCCCCCCCACCCACCUAAAAUGGGGAACACGCACGGCCGGAAGGGCGUGUCACCAGACGGCCCCGGACGAACUGCGUGAGUAGUCGGGGGCAUCCCAUCGCAAGGCGGGCUUAAUGCUUGACCCACCUUCUCUUGGCCUACAAGGCAAACCUCGCGGAUGCAGACGGAUGUUCUGUCCAUGAACGGCGAUACUACCUGCAGCCACCGCAGUUACAGAUUUAUCGCAUGCACAUGAGGGGCGUGGCCAACCUCCACUUCCUGUACGAAAAAAGUGUAGUCUUUUGUGGGGGAGUACGCACGACCCGUCUGCCCUGAAGCUCCGGUUUAGAGCUCACAAGCUACAGAUGGCCAUUCGACUCCCGACAGUUCUUGCUGAUGCUUCUGCUGGUGGGUGCGAAGCAGUGUGCCCGGACUACCAUAGACGUUUUAUUGGUGUGGCUUCCGCUCGCUGGCUUUAAUCUUCGUGGAGAGCACUUAGUGAUGAAACGCAGGAUUCCCCGCUUAGUUGGGUCCAUUUGGAACGAUUCACAGAGCCCCAAAGCGCCUUCUUAUGAAGUUCUCCCCACCCCCCCCCUCCCUCAUUCAUCCUCUGCAUAGCCUCCGCGCCCUCAGGAUGGGCUAA